CUACCUUCCCCCUUUCCCUUCUCCUCCCCAGUCUCUUCCCCAACUCUCCCCACCCCUCGCGCUCUCCGCCCCGCUUGCCGCCUGUCCCUCCCCGCCCGCUCCAUCCGGGUCGCUGACGGCUGUCUCUGGACUGGACAGCGGCGGCUGCUGUUUUUCUCUAGGUACCCGGUAAAGUUUCACAGGAGCCAAGGAGGGGAGCCGCGGAGCAGCAGCACGGACGCCGGAGCAGCUCUGGUGUUCGUCGCCGGCGGCUGAAGGAGGAAGGUCCAGGAGCUGGAGACUUGCCUCAGCUGCCGCUUGCCUCAGCUGCCGCGCUGCCUCACUCUCUGGGGAGGCGCCGCCCCCCGUCGCCCUGGGCUUCCCCUGCCGUGAGGGGCUGGACAUAGGGAUACCUCCAACUUUCCAGUGUUUCAGAAGGAAGGUUUUUAUUGAAACUGGAAGACCAAAAGAAUUACAAACAUGUUGUGCUGGGGAAAUGCAUCUUUUGGACAGCUAGGUUUGGGUGGAAUUGAUGAAGAAAUUGUACUAGAGCCCAGAAAAAGUGACUUUUUUAUAAAUAAAAAGGUCCGAGAUGUGGGAUGUGGACUCAGACAUACUGUAUUUGUCCUGGAUGAUGGAACAGUGUACACAUGUGGAUGUAAUGAUCUAGGACAGCUGGGUCAUGAAAAAUCCAGAAAGAAACCAGGACCCUACAUCUGAGGAAUUUCAAGAGCAUUACACAAUAACUCAUGGUUCCUUUCAAAAUGCUUGUGACACAAUUUGCAAGAAUUAUCCUCACCCUUAGGGGAUAAAUUUACGGAGAAAUGGCAGCACAAGUUGAGCAGGUUGUUGCCCUGGAUGCCCAAAAUAUCGUAGCUGUUUCAUGUGGAGAAGCUCAUACAUUAGCUCUAAAUGACAAAGGCCAGGUGUAUGCAUGGGGUCUCGAUUCUGAUGGACAGCUUGGCCUGCUAGGAUCAGAGGAAUGUAUCAGAGUACCCAGUAAUAGUUAUAGGGACAAAAGAGAACUCUCCAGAGAAACAAGCUGCCUCCCGAAAAUCAUGGGUAUCGACACUCUGGUCAGAACUUGCUCCGGACUCUCAUAUGGCAGAAUCAGGUCAGGUGGCAGUAUCAGAAAUAUUAAAAGUUUGUCAGAUAUCCAGAUAGUACAGGUUGCUUGCGGUUACUAUCAUUCACUUGCACUUUCUAAAGCGAGUGAAGUCUUCUGUUGGGGACAGAAUAAAUAUGGCCAGUUGGGUUUAGGCAUUGACUGUAAAAAGCAAGCUUCACCACAGCUGAUUAAGUCUUUGCUUGGAAUUCCUUUCAUGCAAGUUGCAGCAGGAGGAGCCCAUAGUUUUGUACUCACCCUUUCUGGAGCUAUUUUUGGAUGGGGACGCAACAAAUUUGGUCAACUAGGUCUUAAUGAUGAAAAUGAUAGGUAUGUUCCUAAUUUACUAAAGUCACUAAGAACUCAGAAAAUAGUUUAUAUUUGUUGUGGAGAAGAUCAUACUGCAGCACUAACCAAGGAAGGUGGCGUCUUUACUUUUGGAGCUGGAGGGUAUGGUCAGUUGGGUCAUAACUCUACCAGUCAUGAAAUAAACCCACGGAAAGUUUUUGAACUUAUGGGAAGCAUUGUUACUCAGAUUGCUUGUGGAAGGCAGCACACUUCUGCUUUUGUUCCUUCAUCAGGACGAAUUUAUUCUUUUGGACUUGGUGGUAAUGGGCAGCUAGGAACUGGUUCAACAAGCAACAGGAAAAGUCCUUUUACUGUGAAAGGAAAUUGGUUCCCUUAUAAUGGGCAGUGUCCACCAGAUAUUGAUUCUGAAGAAUAUUUCUGUGUGAAAAGAAUUUUCUCAGGUGGAGAUCAAAGCUUUUCACAUUACUCUAAUCCCCAGAACUGUGGGCCACCAGAUGACUUUAGAUGUCCUGAUCCUUCAAAGCAGAUCUGGACUGUGAAUGAAACUCUAAUUCAAAAAUGGCUGAGCUACCCAUCUGGGAGGUUUCCUGUGGAGAUAGCCAAUGAAAUAGAUGGAACAUUUUCUUCCUCUGGCUGUCUAAAUGGAAGUUUUCUAGCUGUUAGCAAUGAUGAUCACUAUAGAACAGGCACCAAGUUUUCAGGGGUUGAUAUGAAUGCUGCUAGGCUUUUAUUCCACAAACUUAUACAACCUGAUCAUCCUCAGAUAUCUCAGCAGGUGGCAGCUAGUUUGGAAAAGAAUCUUAUUCCUAAACUGACUAGUUCCUUACCUGAUGUUGAAGCAUUGAGGUUUUAUCUUACUCUACCAGAAUGUCCCCUGAUGAGUGAUUCCAACAAUUUCACAACAAUAGCAAUUCCCUUUGGUACAGCUCUUGUAAAUCUAGAAAAGGCACCACUGAAAGUACUUGAAAACUGGUGGUCAGUACUUGAACCUCCACUAUUCCUCAAGAUUGUAGAACUUUUUAAGGAAGUUGUGGUACAUCUUUUGAAACUCUACAAGAUCGGCAUUCCCCCUUCUGAAAGAAGAAUUUUCAACAGUUUUCUUCAUACUGCAUUAAAGGUUUUAGAAAUAUUGCAUAAGGUAAAUGAGAAAACGGGACAGAUUAUACAGUAUGAUAAAUUUUAUAUACAUGAAGUACAAGAAUUGAUAGACAUAAGGAAUGAUUAUAUCAACUGGGUCCAACAGCAGGCCUAUGGAAUGGAUGUCAACCAUGGAUUAACUGAGUUGGCAGAUAUCCCUGUUACAAUCUGCACAUAUCCAUUUGUAUUUGAUGCCCAAGCAAAAACUACUCUGUUACAAACAGAUGCAGUCUUACAGAUGCAGAUGGCUAUUGACCAGGCCCACAGACAGAAUGUCUCCUCUCUUUUCCUCCCAGUGAUUGAAUCUGUGAAUCCCUGCUUAAUUCUAGUUGUACGUAGAGAAAAUAUUGUAGGAGAUGCAAUGGAAGUCCUUAGGAAAACAAAGAAUAUAGACUACAAAAAGCCACUCAAGGUUAUAUUUGUUGGAGAAGAUGCUGUUGAUGCAGGAGGAGUACGCAAAGAAUUUUUCUUGCUCAUCAUGAGAGAAUUGUUGGAUCCUAAAUAUGGCAUGUUUAGGUAUUAUGAAGAUUCCAGGCUCAUUUGGUUUUCUGAUAAGACAUUUGAAGACAGUGAUUUGUUUCAUUUGAUUGGUGUUAUCUGUGGAUUAGCAAUUUAUAAUUUUACUAUUGUGGACCUCCACUUUCCUUUGGCUUUAUAUAAGAAACUGCUGAAAAAGAAGCCAUCCUUGGAUGAUUUGAAGGAACUAGUGCCUGAUGUUGGGAGAAGCAUGCAGCAAUUACUGGAUUAUCCAGAAGAUGAUGUUGAGGAAACAUUUUGUCUUAAUUUUACGAUCACAGUUGAAAACUUUGGUGCAACAGAAGUGAAAGAGCUGGUUCUAAAUGGUGCAGACACAGCUGUUAACAAACAAAAUCGGCAGGAGUUUGUUGAUGCUUAUGUGGAUUACAUAUUCAAUAAAUCAGUGGCUUCCUUGUUUGAUGCUUUUCAUGCGGGCUUUCAUAAGGUCUGUGGAGGAAAGGUCCUUCAGCUCUUCCAGCCAAAUGAACUACAAGCAAUGGUUAUUGGAAACACAAAUUAUGAUUGGAAGGAACUGGAAAAGAAUACAGAAUACAAAGGGGAGUAUUGGGCAGAGCAUCCAACGAUAAAAAUUUUUUGGGAAGUAUUUCAUGAAUUACCAUUGGAAAAGAAAAAACAAUUUCUGUUAUUUUUGACAGGUAGUGAUCGAAUACCUAUUCUUGGUAUGAAGAGUCUAAAACUAGUCAUCCAGUCAACAGGAGGUGGUGAGGAAUAUCUCCCAGUUUCCCAUACCUGUUUUAAUCUUCUGGAUCUUCCAAAAUACACCGAAAAAGAAACUCUACGCUCUAAGCUGAUUCAAGCAAUUGAUCAUAAUGAAGGCUUCAGUUUAAUAUAACUUUGGAAAUAACUAAUCAGUUUAUUGCAAAAGCAUUAAACUAAUUAUUUGUGUUUUUCUUGUGGUGAUGAAUUCAGCAAGGUGACAGAGGUACUUAUAAUAAUUCUUACUUGCAAAAUGUUCAAUGCUAUGAGUAUUCAUGAAAGCCAAAAAAUAUUAAAGGAAAAUGAACAAACUGUGUUAAUAUUAGACUUAAUGUACAGAACCAUGGAUUUUUUUUUGCCAUCUUCCAAUAAACAUACAAGUAUUGUGAAUACAUUGAAGUUUUACUAACAUGAAUUUUAAGAGUUUGCAUAUUUCACAAAUGAUCUGGUGUGUGAAUGCAUGGAAAUGUUGCUUAAUUUUCAAUCACUGAGUGAAAAACCUUUAUCUUUGGCCUGCAAUAGUCAUUCAAUUAUUUUUUCAUUUUGUAAAUAAUGUUAAGUUUUGUAAUAAAAUAGUUAUGUUCUGAUACCA
This is a messenger RNA of Canis lupus familiaris (dog), 4355 nucleotides long. It is a transcript of the gene HERC4, whose product is annotated as HECT and RLD domain containing E3 ubiquitin protein ligase 4. Lineage: Eukaryota; Metazoa; Chordata; Mammalia; Carnivora; Canidae. The record is from RefSeq and is a predicted model, not a curated record. The transcript has 28 exons. Gene Ontology annotation, molecular function: ubiquitin protein ligase activity. Gene Ontology annotation, cellular component: cytoplasm. Gene Ontology annotation, biological process: ubiquitin-dependent protein catabolic process; protein ubiquitination. The coding region runs from base 804 to 3899 and encodes 1031 amino acids.